CGGCGUUUUGUCCUUCAGUCGUUUUGCUAAAGACGCAGACGAUGAUUAACAUGAGCUCCUGGUCUCCCAACGAGAACCCACUCACCAGCACUCUGCGCCCCCGCCGCGGUCACUGCCACCAGAGAACAGACCCCACGUGGAGAAAGUGUUGGAAGCGAAAGACGACCUUUAUUCAUCAUCACACCUGAGUGUGGUGGUAUUGUGCAGCAAGACUGUCAAAAAUGAUGGCAGAAUCUAUGCCGUACUGCGGCACGGCUGGCCCCCUAUCGGGGCUGGAGCUGGAGGCCUGGUAUGAGGACCUACAAGACAUCUUGUCCACGGAAACAAAAGAUAACACAGCUGUCCAGUUGGUAUCUGAGCAGGUGGAAACUCUGGAUAGUUCUCCUUACCUCUGGACUCUUGAGUCAAUCGAUUCCACUUUACCUGUGAACUUUACCGAUGAAGAAGUGGUUGCUUUGGAAACAGUGGUCGACCAAUUGCCUUCUGAGGUCUUGGAGUUUCUAGCCCAGGGAUCACUCAAUGACUUUGAUAAUCCAUCUACUUCUUCAGAGUCUUUAAGCAACCAACAGGAAGAGGCCAUAGAGGUGGAUUCUGGCUGCAGUAGCUGUCCAUCCCAAACCCAUACAGAGGACGAGGACUCCAGUGGCAGCCAAUGUGGAACAAAGCGGAAAAGGAACACCCAGCCUAGAGGAGGGAAGGUGCGAAUGAAGGAGAAGGAACAAGAGAAUGACAAGAAAGUAGCUCAUUUAGUGACUGAGAACGAGCGUUUAAAGGGGGAGAUUGAACGUCUUACUUUGGAGGUGGAGAGGACCAGGAAGUCUCUCAUAGAAAGAAUGGUUAACAUGAAAAAAUGAACCCUGCAAGUAAUUCUAUAAGAACUGCCUGGAAAACUGUUAUUUAUGGAGUUAUUGUCAUAACUGUGUAUGGAUCUGUGUAACAUUAUUUAAUGUCUAGAAGGGUAAGGCCUCCUGCACGCAUGGCUGCAGACUAUAUCAAAUUUGUAUUAAAGUACUCCGGUGCAUUUUUUUUUUUUUUAACCCUAUAUGCCCGGGAUACCAAGGGAAACAAAACACACUAACUCCCCAAUCCUCCACCCCCCUGGUUUUUGAUAUUGGUAUCCUGUUCACCUGCUAUGGAUUUGAACUUGUAAAAUCUACGGUUGCAGAAUUGAUGUUGUAAGCCGCAACUGCUGAUUUCAUGUAUUUGGGAUUGCCUUGUACAAUCCGCAACUUCAAAUCUGCAGCAGCGUCAGUGUAUAACACUUAGGUUAUAUUGACAUGUACAGAUUUUAAAGAUGUAGUAUACAUUAAUCUUCAACAACUUUGCAGCAGAUACUUCAUGUGUGAAAAUACCUUUUAAGGAUGUUUCCCAACCAGGGUGCCUCCAGCUGUUGCAAAACUACAACUCCCAGCAUGUCCAGACAGCCUUUAGCUGUCUGCGCAUGCUGGGAGUUGUAAUUUUGUACAGCUGGAGGCACCCUGGUUAGGAAAUACUGCAUUAAGGUCCUCCAUACAUAUUAGACAGUCCAGCUAACCCCUUCUAUUAUGUAUGGUGGUCUUGUGACAUGUCGAGAGAUAAAGAUGCAGCACAUUGGACUGCUUGCUUUUUGUGGUGUGGGCUUUUUGGUUUAAGGAGCCAUGUGCAUGAGGCCUUUCUUUCAAAACAGCACUCGCGUGUAUGUUCUGUCCCUCUACCUGUUUGCAAUUGAAUAUAGCAUGUCUCCUUUGUAGUUAAAAUCAGACUGGAAAAUAUUCUAAGAGGAACAUGGUAUAAAUGCGGUGGGAUCACAUUUGAAAGCUUUUCUGAUGUAAUUAGAGAUGAGCGAACUUACAAUAAAUUCGAUUCGUCACAAACUUCUCGGCUCGGCAGUUGAUGAC
This is a messenger RNA of Hyla sarda, 1877 nucleotides long. RefSeq names its product DNA damage inducible transcript 3 (gene DDIT3). The coding region runs from base 222 to 854 and encodes 210 amino acids. Lineage: Eukaryota; Metazoa; Chordata; Amphibia; Anura; Hylidae. The record is from RefSeq and is a predicted model, not a curated record. The transcript has 4 exons. Gene Ontology annotation, molecular function: RNA polymerase II cis-regulatory region sequence-specific DNA binding; DNA-binding transcription activator activity, RNA polymerase II-specific; transcription factor binding. Gene Ontology annotation, biological process: positive regulation of intrinsic apoptotic signaling pathway; negative regulation of transcription by RNA polymerase II; ER overload response. Gene Ontology annotation, cellular component: cytoplasm; CHOP-ATF3 complex; CHOP-C/EBP complex.